This is a messenger RNA of Theileria annulata, 1689 nucleotides long. RefSeq lists its product as uncharacterized. The coding region runs from base 1 to 1689 and encodes 562 amino acids. Gene Ontology annotation, biological process: attachment of GPI anchor to protein. The record is from RefSeq and is a predicted model, not a curated record. Lineage: Eukaryota; Apicomplexa; Aconoidasida; Piroplasmida; Theileriidae. The transcript has a single exon. Gene Ontology annotation, cellular component: GPI-anchor transamidase complex.
AUGCAUAUUAAUUUGGUAAUCCUAAUUACCAGUAUUCUACUGAGGCUUUCAUCAUGCUUGGACAACGUGACAGAAAGGCUGACUUUGAAGCCUCUUACCAACGGAGAUUGGUUUUUGACACUCGAUGUCUCUGUUACGUCCAGAGAUUUUGUAGAAUUGUUUGAGAAUCCAGAGGAUCCAUACUUCAUUAUGGAUGUUAUGCCUAUCGAUAUCGCAAAGCUGUAUUUAAAGACUAAAUCGCAUUGGUUUGAAGCAAAUUUAUCAUUCGGAGAAUGGAAAGAUUCUAUUUGGGGGCAUAAACCUGAAAUUUUAAUUUCCAAUGGACUUUCUUUGAUAGCUUCUUGGCCAAUCUUCGAUAAGAAGGUUGUUAAUGAACAUUUUAAAUCGCUGUGUUAUGGACUUUGGGGAAUUACAGGUUCCAUGUUUAGUAACCUCGUGAACGAGGAUUCAUACAUUCACGACAUCACAAAGUUGUAUGAAGAUGACUACAACGACGAUUCUUUGCCAAAUUCCACUGUUUUAUUAUCUUCAGACUUUGAAGAGAGAGCCUGCCUAGAUACAGUGUAUAAACUGAGGAUGCUCCUGCCCUGCUUGUGUACGAAUGGGUUGGUAAGUUUGUUGGGGGAUGAAAGAAUGUUUGUACGCUCAUCUUACAGAGGAGUGAAGUUGAGGGUAGAAACGAUAGAUGAAGAUCUUCAUUUUAGAACUCUUGUACAAUUUACUGUUUCACAAUCCAUGUUGCCAUCCUCGUUCAGUGGGUUUUUUCCAGAGGGGAAACUCCCAAUGCCAUGCGUUAGUGUUUCUGAGUCAUCGGUUAAAUUCGUUUACCCAGACUCACUAGAAUUUACAAAGUACAAUGAAUUGAGCUUAAAAUACCCAGACGAGUCAUUGAACAACAAGUACUCGGAGUUGUUAUCUAAGUUCGCUAAUGGCUAUACGAUUGUCGGAGAUCAUUCAGAAAUUGUGUUCGAGGUUUCGGAACUGGAAAGCAAAUUUUUGCGUGUUUUAAAGCGUGUCCAGUCUUCACUACUCAUUAAGGUGGAGAAUUUAUCUGAACAAACCAAAAAGCUUUGUAUCCAUCAACCACUCCCGUACUGGCUAAAACCUCUUCUACACUCAAUUGACGUAGUAGUUGUAGGUCUAACCGACGAUUAUGUACAUUACAAAUGUAGUUCAGCAAACUGUUUCACAAGAAAUGCGCAGUCCAGUCGCAAUUUUAAUUUAUUUCUGGAUAUAUUCGAAAAUCUUUUACCGUCAAAAUAUCACAAGCACCUAGUUAAAUUUUUUGAUUAUAUAAACCCUGUUCCCAAAUUGCCCUUAAGUGACCGUGAUCCCCUAAUGAUAUACAAUAUUGGUAGGCGUUGGAACAAUUUCGGCAUCUAUUUAUCCCUAGAGCCAAAGAGUGUAGUAUACAUUUCUGUUGAAUUAUCCAAGGAUAACAUUACUUAUGAAGAUAUUCAUCUAUCAGCACACAGAGGGCAGCUUGUGCCAUCAGGAAUAAUACUAGAUUUGGACAAAUUAAGAAGAUGUACUGGAUUCGACCCUUCCAACCUUGAUUUGGCUGACUUCACAAAACUCUCCAGUUUCAGUUGUCCCGACUUGUACCAUUUCACGACUUCGUUUUUUUCGCACAUUGUGUUACCUGACAACAGUAAGUAUUUAUCCAUACAUACUCACCAAUUCAUUUAG